Trichomonas vaginalis G3 is the source of this 633-nucleotide messenger RNA. RefSeq lists its product as uncharacterized. The annotation marks the transcript as partial. The transcript has a single exon. Lineage: Eukaryota; Parabasalia; Trichomonadida; Trichomonadidae. The record is from RefSeq and is a predicted model, not a curated record.
AUGUCAUACCAAGACAGUAGCGAUUCCGAUUCAACUAUCCAGGAAGAGGAUUGUCAUCCUCCACGGUCACUCCCAGUCCCAGAUGACACUCCAAAGACUCGCUUUGACCCCGAGCAAUCUAACUUCCAAUUGCGCCAACAAUUGCAGUCAAAAGCUGAUGAAUACAUGGCUUCUUCUAUAGAAGAAAGUAUAGAACAGACCUCAGAGUAUUCUACAGCUCUUGGUCAACUAGUUUCGGCGACAGUCCAAUUCGAACAAAUUUGUUCGAAUUCAAUUCAAUAUGCAGACGAACUUGUCCGCUAUUGUCCCACUCUUGUAAGAGUACUUCAAGAACGACUCUUCAACCAGUUGCUUCCUACCUUACGCAGCCCAAUUCAAAUUCAAUUUGCCCGUGCAGCCAUAAACUUCACUCCGUACUCGUACAGCUAUGACGAGGAUGAACUAGCUGACGAGUACGGAGCCGAAAAUGUUGGCUGGGUUUUUCGCACAACUCCUUGCGAAUUCCAAGUUGAAAUUGUCAACCAUUUCCUCGUUCGUACUAUUUCGUUACAGAAUGAAGACAACGAAAAAGAUGGAGUCAUUCCAGGUGACCGUGUAAGAGUCAUUUUCCAACGCAAAAGUGGACAAGAAAUU